Lycium ferocissimum is the source of this 403-nucleotide messenger RNA. Its product is annotated as large ribosomal subunit protein P1-like. Gene Ontology annotation, biological process: cytoplasmic translation. Lineage: Eukaryota; Viridiplantae; Streptophyta; Magnoliopsida; Solanales; Solanaceae. Gene Ontology annotation, molecular function: ribonucleoprotein complex binding; structural constituent of ribosome; protein kinase activator activity. The transcript has 3 exons. The record is from RefSeq and is a predicted model, not a curated record. Gene Ontology annotation, cellular component: cytosolic large ribosomal subunit. Bases 58 to 393 code for a protein of 111 amino acids.
CUCAAAAUUCAAGUACUCUAAGAGGGUUUGUGCAUAUUUCUUAAGACAGAGAAAAAGAUGUCUUCCAUGGGUGAACUUGCUUGUACUUACGCUUGUUUAAUCCUUCAUGAUGAUGACAUUCCUAUCAAUGUUGAGAGAAUUGACACACUUAUAAAAGCAUCAAAUUUAAAGGUGGAAUCAUACUGGCCGAGCCUCUUUGCAAAACUUUGUCAGAAGAUGAACGUGGAUGAACUUGUCAUGAACGUUGGCUCUAGCGGAACAGCAGCGUCUACCAACGCUGUUCCACCUACUACUAGUAACGAUGCCGCCACUGCACCUUCUGCCAGUGACAAGAAGAAGGAGGAAAUAAAAGAAGAGAGUGAUGAUGAGGCGAUGUUUAGCUUGUUUGAUUAGAGUUGCAGAA